Saccostrea echinata is the source of this 585-nucleotide messenger RNA. Its product is annotated as t-SNARE domain-containing protein 1-like. The record is from RefSeq and is a predicted model, not a curated record. The coding region runs from base 1 to 585 and encodes 194 amino acids. Gene Ontology annotation, cellular component: nucleus. Lineage: Eukaryota; Metazoa; Mollusca; Bivalvia; Ostreida; Ostreidae. The transcript has 5 exons.
AUGGAUGAAAGUAUGAAUGCAAAGAAAAGAAAACCAAACUGGAGUGAGAGAGAGUUGGAUAUUCUAGCGGAGUCGGUGCUUCCAAGAAAUAAGUUACUAAAAGCGAAGUUUUCCAAUUUUGUUACCACGGAUAGAAAGCAGGAACUCUGGAAAGAGAUUGAGGAUGAAGUCAAUGCUGUAUCAUAUGUCAAUCGUUCAGUAGAAGAAAUUAAAAAGAAGUGGGCAGAUAUACAAAGUCUGACCAAGAAAAAAGAAUCGGAGAGAAGAAGGUUGAUGAAGGAAACUGGUGGAGGCCCCCACUCUGAUAUUUAUUUUAAAAGUUGGGAGAAACUGGUGCUGGAGUCUUUAUCAGAUGUGGCCAUUGAGGGCAUCUCUGGGGGAGUGGACACAGCAGAACCUGUCAAAGACACAUCAACCCUUAGCCAGGGAGCUGUGGUUCCAGUCACAGAGGCUGAUAGACCUGGAACUUCCAAACAAGAGAAACUAUACAUUGUGAUGUCACGUUAUUUACCCCCAGCUCAAACUGGGUAUACAGAAAUUUACCCAGAGCUUGCUAAACAAUUCAUUCUUGUGUUAAAAGCAUGA